AGUGGUCGGAAGACGCACAUGCGCACGUUCGAUAUUGAUCAGUCCACUCUCGGCAAACACGCUCAGUCGUCGGCGAGUGUCGUUGCGAUAUAGUCAUUGCCAUGCAUGAUCGUUCGAUAUUAAGACCCUUUGAACCCACGACGGAUGGCUGGUACUACAGUAUCCAGUUGAACCGUUGGCUGUUGAAACCGAUCGGCGCUUGGCCGCUGUCUCUCUGCGAAACCACAACGGAGAAGAUUAGCUGUGUGAUCCUGAUAAUAAACAGUUACUUCCUUAUAGGAUUCCUGCUGGUCCCAUGCACGCUCUGCACGAUCCUGGUGGCGACCGAUCUCGACAGCAAGCUCCGGAUGAUCGGUCCGCUCAGCUUCGUCCUCAUGGCCACGGUGAAACAUUGCAUCCUCACUGCCCGCAAUGGGAACAUCGGAGAGUGCAUUCGGCACGUCCAUUCGGACUGGAGCCGCGUCGGUCUGGGCCAAGAGAAGGACCGAGAGAUUAUGUUCGACUGUGCCCGAUUCGGCAGAUGGUUGUCCUUCAUCAGCGCGACCUUCAUGUAUUCCGCUGGCUUGUUUUACAACGGGCUGAUGCCGCUCUUAGCGGAAAGAACGGAGCUCAUCGACAACGAGACAGUGAGGCUGCACCCCUACCCGACCUACCGCGGCCUCUUCGACUCGCGGGAUAGCCCAUCCUUCGAAAUCGUACAGUUCCUGCAAGGUCUGGCCGGUUACGUCCUUUACACGAUCACCAGCGGAGUUUGCAGUCUGAUCGCGGUUUUCGUCAUGCACGCAUGCGGACAGUGCCAGAUUCUCAUGCUGAAGAUGGAGGACCUCGUGGACAGUAAAGAGAGGAAAAGUGCCAACUGUACGCCCGAUGGAAAACUCGGCGACAUCGUUAAGUGUCACAUUAGGAUACUUAGUUUCAUCACUCGCACUGAGGAACUUUUGAACGAGAUUUGCCUCGUGGAUGUAGUCGGAUGCACGCUGAACAUAUGUUUCGUAGGAUUUAAUAUGAUGACGGAAUGGGAACAUCGCGGAACUGUAGGAUCGAUGACAUAUUGCUUACUAGGCAUAUCUUUCACAUUCAAUAUAUUUAUCCUUUGUUACAUCGGGGAGCUUUUAACCGAACAGUGUAUACAGAUCGGAGUAAAAUCUUACAUGAUAGAUUGGUACCGUAUACCGGGUAAAGGAGCACUCGGUUUAAUGUUAGUGAUGUCCAUGUCCAAUACCACGAUUAAACUCACAGCCGGCAAAUUCAUGGACUUAUCUUUGGCCAGUUUCUGCAGCGUGAGUAUAGAAAUCCAUUAAUGAAGUGUUAAUCACGUAGCGUGAGAAAAAUAAACGCGAGAGAAAUCAAAUCACAUUUUAGGUCAUGAAAGCGUCACUAGCUUACCUAAAUUUACUUCGUACCUUUAAGAUUUGAUAUAACAUCCUUCUCGUUACCGUGUGUAUCAUAACAAUGACAAAAAACUAACGUACGUAAUAAAAGUUAAAUAUGCGUUAGCUAAAAUAUCUAUUUGCCACUGAAUCAUGUU
Dinoponera quadriceps is the source of this 1528-nucleotide messenger RNA. RefSeq lists its product as uncharacterized. Gene Ontology annotation, cellular component: plasma membrane. The record is from RefSeq and is a predicted model, not a curated record. The transcript is spliced from 4 exons. Gene Ontology annotation, molecular function: odorant binding; olfactory receptor activity. Bases 102 to 1301 code for a protein of 399 amino acids. Gene Ontology annotation, biological process: sensory perception of smell; detection of chemical stimulus involved in sensory perception of smell. Lineage: Eukaryota; Metazoa; Arthropoda; Insecta; Hymenoptera; Formicidae.